GAAUGAAUAACACUAUAGCCAUGGAAUCGGAGACGCAGCUUCAUUCAACUGUCGACGUUCCCACGGAAACGGACACCUCGAUCAACGAUACCAUCGUGGCAGAGGACCCGGACAACACCAUACACGGAUUUAACGCGUCCGGAGCGAACGAGACGGUCAUAGAGAAGUCGAAUAAAGAGCUGCUGGUCGAUCUAGUGAAGUGCGAGGGUAGUGACAGUGGGGUUGAGGUGGUUGAGGGUCAGGAAAAUUGUGGUUAUCAACGCACUCUUAGCUCUAACAGUGGCAAUUCGCAUGAUUUUGACACGGUUUUACCUAGAUCGUGCGAUUCAUCCAUUAUAAGCUGUUGUUCUAACUACGAUGAAGCUUUUAAUUUACUAGUGAGGAAAAACUCGACCCUAUUAGAAGAUUACUCGCGUAACGGUGAUGUGACAAGUGAGAACGGUAGUGAAUCAUCUUCUAUAUCGGGUACUACAUCACGCAACAAAAGAAUUCUACUCAACAGUGCCAAAAAGAAGGUUUCCGUGGCUGAAGCUAAAACUAAAUCUGCUUUGGCGAAAGAAAGAUCGCGUUCAAAACCACCCCAAACGCCGAAAAAUACCACACAACCUGCCAGACUUAAAUCCUUGGAUCGCUUACAAGGCAGAUCCAGUACUACUAACACCCCAAAACCCAAUAACUCCACCACCACAAGAACAAAAUUAACACCAACAACACUAGACUUAAACACAUCCUCUAAAAGACCCUCAUCGGGUCGUUCUUCAUCAUCCACUAGAACCCCACAAUUGACCCCAUCCGAUGACGGCAGGUGGCCAUCGGUAUACUCCAAACCUGCGCCGUUGAUGUGCAAAAGCCUACGCGGCAACCUGGAAGGAAAACCCAAAGCACCCACCCAAAUGGAGUCGAAAACCAUUGAAAAAUACGCCACUCUUCCAAGGCGAAAAAAGGAGAAAUCCGCGGAAACCAUCCCCAAAAAAACAAACAGUAGAGAAAGUAGUACUAAUCGUUUAGCGGUAACUAAGAAACAAAGCUCAAGAGAAACGACUCCCUCCAAGUAUUCUUCCAUUUACACCAACAAGGUUAAGCAAAAGGUUAAAAUUUAUCACGAAACUAGCAUACAGACAGCUUUAACCAUGGCGGAUGUCGAAAAGGCACUAAAUGGCGAAACUGUUUGCUAUAAAGACCCCAGAGAGAUCGAGAAGGUUAGCCAGGGUGUGCAAGUCGAUAUCAGUCGGAAGGAGUUUGAGAAACUCGAGGAAAAACUAAAAUCGAUGACGGAAAAGUACGAGACUUUGCAAGGUGAUUACAAAACUCAGACUGGAAAACUUGAAGAGACUGAAGCCAAGUUGAAAGAAGAAGAGGUUGAUAAGGAAGGGAUAAAAAAAGAGUUGGAAAAUAAUACGCAAAGGGUUUUGGCCUUGCUUGGAACCGACAAUAAUCCAGAUAUUCCAAGCACGAGCAACAGCGACAGCCUCCUGGUCCUGGAAAACCGCUUCCAGAACGUAAGCCACGUGGUGAUCCGCCAGGAAGAAGAAAUCGCACGGCUCAACUCGUACACUAGAUCCCUGCAAAUCGAGCUGGACAAGUGCCUGAACGUUCAGAAAAAUUUGCUGCUGCAACAGCAGGAGUUGCAAGCGGAGAGCAUCGAGUUGCAGGACUUUAUGCAGGCUGAAAAGCAAAUGGUCAGCGAUGCUUUGAAAGAUGCAGAGAAUGAGAUCAACAGAUUGAAGGAGGUUGUGCACCAGAGGGAGAAGGAAGUGCAAGAUAAGCAAGAUGAAUCAAACCAUUUGGUACGCCUCUGCGAGGAAAGGAAGCAGGACAUGUUAACUCUGCAAGGUAGACUUAAUAGCAUAGAAAGCAAAAGCCGGGAAUUAUUGGUACAACAGGGUAGUUCAGUGUCUGGGGCAGCAGUGGCUCUAGCGGCACUUAUCGCACGUUUAGAGGGUCUUGUAGAAGAACUAGUCGCCGCUUACAGUAUAUCUGACCAGGAACUAGACGAUGUAAUAUUCCACAACGAGACCUACAACAGUAGCAGCAGUCCGGAAUCCACACCGGAAAAAUCUCGAAAGAACUUCACCGACAAGAGCCCGUCGCCGAAAAACGGCUCUUCCUUCGUUUCCGCCGUCAUAAACGCCAUCAAAAACGCAGCUGCGCAGACUCCCUUCUCCAGCUACAGAGACGCCAGCAAAGACAACUUGUGCACUGACCACUCGAGUUCAAACGAAAUGUUGGAUUCCGAAACUGAGCCUUGCUUGAUGAUGGAACACGUUUUAGAAGACGUGGUGAUGCCUGAUAAUCAUACCCACAACAUGGUUUCAUCGGGCUGUAGUUUAUUGUCAAGUCGGUUGACACAAAGCGAAAGCUUGAAGGAUUUAUCGCAGGCCAUUUUGAAUCGACAACAAUACGAGCAGGCUAGUAUGAGUUACCAUGGUAGCCUCAACACGUCAUUCACUAGCGAGCCUGCUUCGAUUGACGUCUUCCCAUCCACGUCGCUUGUAGAUCAAGUAAUAGAAGUGGAUAACGUCAUCACUAGACUCCUGAAAGUUAUCAGGAUCAUUCAACUGGAAACAGAUGAUAGCAUGACGGAGCUGCAGGAUAACAGGGACAGUCUUGCAGAGCAAGUGGAGAAACAACAAGAGACGAAUAAAGUCGUCGUCAAGCAAUUAAAGGAUUGGGAGAUUUUGGGUUCGAGAUUGAAGAGCGAGGUUAAGGAACUGAUGGCGCAACUUUGGAGGAAAAAUACUGAGAUGGAUAAACUAAAGUCCGAGUUGAAUUAUCAAAGAGAACAGGUCGAGAAAUUGAACCAAGAUGUUUGUGAGUUAUCCACUGCUUUAUCGAAAGCGGAGCUAGAAACCAGGAUAAAGGAGGAGGAAGUUGCAGAGGAGAUUAAGAAAUGUGAAGAGACUGGAAAAACUCCUUCAGCUGAGGUGUUGGGGAGGCUUGUAGCUACUCAAAAUGAGAUUCCACUACUAAAAGAAAAACUUGCUGAUAAAGAAAAACGUCUAAACGAUGUCCGAAAAGAAUUCCUGGAAAGCAGACAAGUCUUGACAGAGAGUUUGAAAAACGCUGUAAAAGAAGUAAAAAAACAAUAUGAUGCAAUUGACAAGGCCCUAGAAGUUUUAAAUAAAAACCAGGCGAUAAUUCAGCAAUACCCGCCGCUGGCGCAGUUGCAAAGGGAGCUGGAAGACACCAGCUUUCAAACAGCUUCAGCGAUGCCGAUAGUGGCGCCAUCUGACUGCAACGCGAACGCAGCGCUGUUGCAAGCCGUCGGCAAUUUGGAGAUCGCUCCACCAAUCAACACCACCGCAUAACGUUUACAGAAAACGUAGUCGAUAAAAAACUGUUUGUUAAAGUUUGGAAAUUUUAAGCGCCAAUUUUAGAGUUAUUAGUAUCGGCAACAUUGUAUAUUUACGCACAAUUAAAAAUUAAGUUGAGUUGUUUAUUAGAUAUAUUACUAUAUAUUACUGCAUACUGAUCUGCUACAAACUAAAUUUUAAGUAUCUUCAUUUGAUUUGUUUUGUCGUCUGAAGACUGAAAUUUGAUCUCAAUAAAUUUAUCAGAUGUAUUUUUAAUUUUAAUAAAUGAAGAUAUUACUACUAAAUAAGUAUGAGCCUUGCAAAAUUUGAAC
This is a messenger RNA of Brassicogethes aeneus, 3625 nucleotides long. Lineage: Eukaryota; Metazoa; Arthropoda; Insecta; Coleoptera; Nitidulidae. The record is from the annotation of a GenBank genome assembly.